Molecule: messenger RNA, 6052 nt
Organism: Oreochromis aureus
Lineage: Eukaryota; Metazoa; Chordata; Actinopteri; Cichliformes; Cichlidae
Gene: adgb
Product: androglobin
Exons: 36
Coding region: 128-4849 (1573 amino acids)
Biological process (GO): proteolysis
Molecular function (GO): calcium-dependent cysteine-type endopeptidase activity; protein binding
Source: RefSeq, a predicted model, not a curated record
CGGUUGCGUAGCAACGUAUACACUUUCAAGAGUAGUUUGACAAAGACAGAGGGACGAUGAUAAACAAAGGCCGCCUCUAGAGGCUCCUUCUCUUACUAUGUGAGUUGCCCGCGUCUUUGCCACAAUAAUGUCCAAGGCACAUGCAAAGAAAAAGGAGUCAUCUUCGAGCAAAGUGUCUUUAUCCGACCGGCAGACGGAAGCAGCGUCUCUAGCAGCCACUUCCUCUGAGAGCCUAGGAGGUGUGGGGAAAUACAGGGUCCCCAUUUGGCCCGAGUGGAAUGAUGCAGACGUCAACAGGGAGAAAUGGGACUCAAACAGAGGUCCUGAAGAUGGCAAGCCAACCAGGAGUCCUAGUGCUCCAUUUUUUGAGGAUCCCGAAGGAAAGCUUCUUCUGCCUCCGUGUUUGAAAGUUCACACCUGGAAGCGCCCAGCAGAGUUUAUUGUUGACAAGACUCCCACUGUUGUUGACAAUCAAAUGACAUUUGACCUAGUCUCCCCCAAUUGCCAUCUGCUUUGUAGUGAGCUGAUGAGGUGGAUUGUCAGCGAGAUCCACAUUCUUUGGAUGCAGUUUAACUGCCCAUCUACAGAGCACGAGGGAUGGAGACCUUGGGGGCACAUCUACUCUAUGUGUAAGGUGGUGAAUGGUCAUGUGCCACUUUUCAACAGCUAUGGCAAAUACAGCGUCAGACUUUACUGGAUGGGUUGUUGGAGAAAGAUAUUAGUGGAUGAUUUUAUGCCAUUUGAUGAGGACAAUAACCUGCUUCUCCCUGCCUCUACCUGUCAGUCAGAGUUAUGGCCAAUGCUGCUGGCUAAGGCUCUAAUUAAAGUGGCAAACACAAAUUUGUUAGAUGUCUGCGGGGGGAUGGACGAGUUCACUUUUAUCCACACCCUCACCAGCUGGAUUCCAGAAACUCGUCCUAUAAAGUCAGUGUACUUGAGAGAAAUUUGGGAUUUCUUACAACACUCCAUUCCUACAUUUAAACACCUGGAUGACAGUUUGCCAGUGACGAAGCCUGAGCCCGCAGAUGCAGCUCAAGUCAAGGAUUCCACCCUAAGUGACAGCAAGAAUCAGCUACUGGAGUCAGAGAAAUGUAAAGGAGCCAGAGGCAGACUGAGAUGGAACCAGGACAACCGUGCAAUCCACAGCUCCCAAGAGUACCGAGUAUUUGAGGUCACACAUCUUGGCGACAUCCCCGGAGGAAGGCCCCAUGGCCAAAGGGUGAGAGUCCCAGAGGACCAGAAGCAAUGGGAAGUUGACCCUGCUAGAGGUGGGCCACCCUUGCAUGAGUUGAGAGCCGGAUCCCAGGUCCCAAGGAGGAGGUCCAAGCCAGGAAGUGGGCCAACGACCACACCAGAACAUCCAGCCAUGCACCGUGGAACCAACAAACACCCGCAUCCCAACCCUGACAUAGUGGUUUUUGCUGCCUGCUACCCUUUUCAACUACAUAACAGUUCCUUUGGGUUUCGCAAAAUGGCUAAUUCCUCUGAAUUUCUACGUCGUUAUGGCCUCUCCUUGCUGCACAGCCAUGCUGUCCUGUUGACUCGUACCCGCGCAUGCCCGCUAGAGUCACCACCAAAACCUCCACCUGUGCCCCGUUGGAAACUCAUCCGUCAGCCCAAGGAGAUCUUGGUCACUGCUGAACCAAAGAAGAUCCCUUUGUCAAAACCAGAGCAGUUCAUUGAGGUUGCCAGCCCUUUUCUCUCCUACCGUACCAGGAGCAGCGGGGGCUCAGUUCCAGAGCUAGAGACCAAGCAAAACACUCCCAGGAAGUGUUCCCACGGAUCCCCUCUGGUCUCCAUUACUGAGGAAGAGGAGACUGAAUGUCAAGAAGGCCUUGAGCUUGGCGCGGCUGAAUGCACCACUAACUCACCAAACUGCACUGACAAAAUGGAGGUUACUGCAGAGGACAAGAAGAACAGUGAUGACAUCUCCAAUGAUAGGCCCCAAACUGAAAUCAAAGAGCCUGUAACUGAGGAAUCCUCUGCUACUAGCAAACCGGUCCUACAGAAGACCUGGGUUGACCUGGAGGACUUUGAUAAAUGCUUUCAGACUCUCUUGGUGUUUCAUAAACCACAGACUUACCAGCAUCAUAUUCAGAAAUCACAUUUUAAGAAUACUGUCCUCUCCAAAACAACAGUAGCCGUCAAAUCCAGUGGAUCAUCCACACAGACUCUUAGCUCCGGAUCCCUUACUGUAGCAAGCCCUGAACAGUGUCCAGAGGUGAGAGGCACUUAUUACCUGUGUGUGGACAGCCUGCAACCUUCCCAGAUCCUCAUCAGCUUCUCUGCUCUUCUUCUCUGGGGACAUGCAGCUGAGGAGAAACAGGAAAUGUCAGCAGCACAUAGGUCUGCAGUUCUCAUCGCCGUGCCACACUCCUGGACAAGUCUGCAGUCUCAGCUGCCAUUUCUCUCCAUCAAGACCACCUCCACAAAGGCAGCUGUGUUAAACUUGCCCUCGGGGCGGCAUGUGCUGUGCAUCCACAUAAAUGCAGCAUUGGGUUACCAUGUCCACCUCUGCAGCAAGACACCAUUUAUCUUUGGAGAGGAAGAAACCAUCAUGCCACACCUUACGAAGGAAAGUGUCCAUUUCAUUGAGCAGGCCUCUUCCAUCUUUAGGGCCCUGUCCAGAUUGGUGGCUUCUUUUAGUGAUAAGCAGCAGCAACCAGCACUAAGAAAGAGUCUGGAAGAAACUCACUGUCCCAGAAACAUCAGCACCACCCAGGAAAAAUGGGAGCACUGCAAGGUGUUUAACUUGGCAGUUUACCACAUGCUGUGUGAGGCUCUGGGGAGAAAGCUGAAAGCAGACGAGCAGUUUGCUGUACAAGCUCUCACUGCUGACCCUUCACUGUUCCCUGAAGAAUACCCCGCUAUAUUAAAUGCAGAUUUGGAGCCCCCAGAAAUGUGGAGCGACAGGGAGCCAACAGACAGAGAGGUCAAGGCAGUGACCAUUCUGCAGGCUGGAUUCAGAGGGCACUUGGUGCGCGAGAUCCUUGAUGCCUCAAAACCUGGAACGAAGGAGAACCUCAGUGCGUCCAAGAUCCUUUCAUCCCUGUGGUCGACAAUUGAAUCUGAUGCACACAAACAUGCAGCUUUCUUGCUGAGGGAUAUCAUCAAAAAUUCUAAGAGGAAAGCAGACCUCUACCCAUGUCUACGAGAUGAAUGGACUAAAAUCGCCUUUGCUGAUUACACUGUCUCUCUUCCAGACACAGCCAACUCAUGGGUCUUGGUCUUUAGAGAGAUUUUCCUGGUUUCUGAGGAGAUGCUGGUGAUACCAAAGGUCUACUCUCCAAUCCCUAAUUGUCUGCUGCACGUCAUAAAUAAUGACACAGGAGAGGAGAUGAACAUGGUCUUCAACAGAGUAGCACCCCAUGUCUAUCAACCCAAUAAGCUUGGUUAUACCUUUGUAGCGGAGGCUAUCACACCUGAAUUACCCCCUUCUGGCGCAAAGUGGAGGAUGUGCUUGAUCGGCUCAAAGGAGCCACUUCCAAAGCUGUCCCGUGACACUCCAGUUAGUGAAUUCUCAGUAGAGGAAUUCCGGGAUUAUUACAUUCCAAAUAACAAAAAUCUCAUUUGUCGUUACAGAGUACAUGUAACAACAGACACUAUAGGAACCAUUCAGCUUCAAACUUCCCAUCCAGAUGUCUUGAUACGUCUAUCCAUUCUGGACCAUGAGAAACAAGUAGCUGGCAAAACCGGGAAGGGCCAUGUGGUGAUUCCUGUUUUUUUCUUCCUGGCGAACAAAGACACUGAAGAAAAGAAACAGGAGCAGUCUCUUUCGGAGAACACUCUCCAGCAAAACGAAGGGGAAGACAGCGCAGUUAAAAAAUCUAUCUCCUCAUCUGACCAGUACCAGCCUCCCACAGAGACUAUGGUUCACAAGUACGUGGUGCAGGCAGAGGUGCUUUAUAAGACCUGGAAUCUGAGUGAAUCCCAGUUGGCUUUUGCCUGUUCAGUCAAAGACUUGGAGAACAAUGAGACAAGAGUAAGCAAGCUUGAGGAUAUAAAGCGUUCAUCAACCACUAACACACCAAAUCGUGACGGCCACAAGUCUGAUGCAGCCAAAACCCAGCGCAAAACCAAAGGAGACAAGGGGAAGUCAGCUGCUGCUAACGAAACGAGCCUUGACUUAACUAAACCAAACUGGAUGCUACGUGUUGUCACGGACAACAGCAAAGAAAAAGGCAUCGACGUUAAGAGAGACACAGAAAGAAUAGACCAGAUUAAAGCCAUUAAAAAUGCAUGGGAAAUGGCCGAGCCGGGACGCUCUGCCAAGGCUUUUCAGUCUCGUCUCCAUUUUCUUAAACAAGUGCAGCAAAAAGAGUGUGGUGAUGCUGCUACAGAGGAAAACAAAGAUCCUGAUGCUUCAAGACCUGGUCAAGACAUCUCUCAGAGUGCAUCCAAUCAGAAGUUGACUGACACCCCCUGCUCCUUUCCUCACAUGGACUACAGUCACUUAACCAGACACCAAAAGGAUUCUCCUGUGGUGAUGGACUUGCACAUAGAAGAAGCCCAGCAGAGGGAGCGCACUGAAAAGAUCCAGACUUACCGGUUAGUCCGAGAGCAUGUGUUGGAGUGCAGAAAACAGGAGGCGUUCAACAGGAUGGAGCUAAUGAGACGUCAGCUGGAGAUGUAUCAAAACAUGCAGGCAGCCUUUGAGCAGCGCUGUAAGAACUUUCACAAUGCGUGCGAAGCAUUUAAUAGCCGUCAUCGAGCGAGCAUCAAAAAGGAACAAGAAGAGAAACAAGCUCUGGAGGAGGCCCAGUCGGCAGCUCUGGAAAAAGCAGCCUUCACCUCUGCUUCCGCACAGCCACCCAACAAGCAAGCCAAGAAAGCUGGCAAGAAGAAAUGAUAGUCAUUGGCACCAACAUCCAGUCUCCUCAGUAGACAUCUCAGAAGUCGUCACACUGAAUUAUCGUCAUUGUGUCCCAGCAUUGUUUACGUGCGCCUUACCAUACAACAUCAGAUGGGAAGUUUAUUUGUUCAUGAUUCAGUGUGUUCGCCUUUUCACUACCCCUUUAACUUUGAAAUGACUAGUUGCUCUAACUAUAGUGUUUAUUAAAUGUUCUAGUUUGAUAGUAGUUUAACAAAGAUGUUCAAACAAUUAUAAUAUUUAGAUCAUAAGAUAUUUAAUGUGUUCUUUACCUAUACUGUUCAUUAAUAGCUAUAAAAGCAGGAUUUAUAGUUUUUAUUCAUUUGAAUCUAAAGUGAGUGUUCACUGUUCAUGUUUUCUCUUUGCUCUACACAAGAAUAAAUUCAAAUUCUUUUGCUGAAACUGUAAAAAUAUUGCAGAGCUAACCUUAAAACUGAAUUGGAGGUCUGAAGGAUUUUUUUUUAUGGCAAAACUAGUUUUUAGUUUAAAUUAUAAAUUAAAUAACUUGAAGGACACAUUGAGGAUUCCUUUUGAGUGAUAGUUUCUGUACUGAGUAAUUAAACUUAAUUUUGAAUUUAAAAGAAAAGCUAUUUAACCACUUAAUAUUCAAACAUGGCUUGCAAGGAUCUUCCUUUUGCCUCCUUUGGCUUCACGGAGAAGCCAGUCUCACUUGCAAUGUAUGGCUGGGACCUUCUGAUGCCCAAUAUCUCUGAUUAUAUUCCCCCAAUCUUUAGUUUUCUUGAAGGUCGCUAUAUUGACCGUACGACUCAAUGCAUAGUGGGUACAGUCAACCUCCCACAAGCUGAGUGGUACUGAUUGAUCGGUUGAUUGAUAUAUUCUUGCUGAUACAGUCACAUUGUGCAAGACCAAGACAAAGUCAAGCACAUAACAAAAUGUAACACAGGUAGGUGGCAGAUCUUUACUGCCACAUGGCAACGAUUGAUUAACAUCAAAGCUAAGUGAAUGCACAGACUCAGAAUGCUGCCGGUGUUUUGUUUUGUUUUUCUGUGGUCAAAUAAAUCUAAUAUGGUAAAGUGCCCUUUAUCUUAGUUAAGUAUUUAGCAUGCAUGUAGUUCUGUGUACCUCAGAGUCGGCUGAUCAGCUGAAAAAUGAGAAGUUAAAUUGGAAAUGAAAAGGAAGAGGGUGCCAUCUAGUGGACAUUAAUAAAUUCUCAUUACCAUG